AUGCACCAAUCCGACAUUCGGAUCUGCUGCCUCCGUCAAAAAAUGUUGCCCAAUGGAAAGUGUAAUGAUUACAUACAGGAGGAUCUUGACAAAUACAACUUAAUAUUGGGGAUUUCGCUGAUAGGCUUUGUCCUCACGAUCGCAGUGUAUCUCUAUGUUGAGAAGCUCCGAAAUGUCCUAGGAAAGUGCCUUAUCUGCUGCAUAUUCUGCAGGCUCGUAUUGUUCGCUCUCAUGAUACUGGAUGACUUGAGCUUGUUGAACGACUUCAGCUCAUCAGCAGGUUACAGCGCAUACUUCUUCAAGAUAGCUUCUUAUUUCUGGGACACUGUCAUUAGUUUUCACUUGUGGAAAACGUUAACAUCGCUUGCUACAGAUGAACCUCGUUUUAGGUUCCUAAAAUUCAGUGCCUUUGUAUGGGGAAUCGCUGCGAUCCCGACCGGAGUUAUAUACUAUUUAAAUCGAAUUAAUAGCGGCGAUUUCGAUAAAUGGGUUCAAAUGCACUCCGUUACCUUACAUGAAUGCUAUGUGACAGUCUGGAAGUUUUAUACCUGGACCUUCAAUGGCGCACCAAUACUGAUCCUUGGCUCCUUUAAUGUCACAAUGUUUACACUCACAGUGAUUUACAUUCGGAAAGUGAAGAGUCAACUGAAGAAGUUUACACCGGACGACGAUAGGACGACGGGAUGUUUCAAUUUCAGCAGCCAAAAUUACUUGCUCUUUCUAAGACUCUCCGUCGUUAUGGGGAUUUCUUGGAUCCUGAAUGCUAUUACGUUUGGGCCGCACUACGAUUUAUGGGGGCAGGUCUUUAGGAUUGUCGAUUACAUUCAUGGCUCCAUGGGAGUAAUUAUUUUUGCGCUUCUUAUUCUGAAGCGCAGCACAAUAGAGUUAAUUAAGAAAAGGUGA
Drosophila rhopaloa is the source of this 903-nucleotide messenger RNA. Its product is annotated as probable G-protein coupled receptor Mth-like 7. The coding region runs from base 1 to 903 and encodes 300 amino acids. Gene Ontology annotation, molecular function: transmembrane signaling receptor activity. The record is from RefSeq and is a predicted model, not a curated record. Gene Ontology annotation, biological process: cell surface receptor signaling pathway. Gene Ontology annotation, cellular component: membrane. NCBI's taxonomy places the organism in Eukaryota, Metazoa, Arthropoda, Insecta, Diptera, Drosophilidae. The transcript is spliced from 5 exons.